Messenger RNA from Musca domestica (house fly), 1445 nucleotides. RefSeq names its product ubiquitin thioesterase OTU1 (gene Yod1). Gene Ontology annotation, cellular component: nucleus; cytosol. The record is from RefSeq and is a predicted model, not a curated record. The transcript has 2 exons. Gene Ontology annotation, molecular function: protein binding; cysteine-type deubiquitinase activity. Gene Ontology annotation, biological process: endoplasmic reticulum unfolded protein response; protein deubiquitination. The coding region runs from base 191 to 1240 and encodes 349 amino acids. Lineage: Eukaryota; Metazoa; Arthropoda; Insecta; Diptera; Muscidae.
CGGCGGCGCCUAUUCAAUAGCGACUUUGAUAUCUGAAUUCUCAUUAUUCUUGUGUGAGUGUGCAGUGGCAAAAAGGGGAAAAAAUUAAAGUCAUAAAAAACAAAAAAAAUAAGUAACCAAAUUAAAAUUAGCCCAUCAAAAAAUUCGACGUGAUUCCUGUGCGUAAGAGGGAAAUAUUACGAAAUUCACGAUGACGGGUACUUUCAGUGUUAAAUUGAAAUCGAAAAAAGGUCAAUUCAUUGUCAAGGACUUGACUAAUCAAACAACAAUAGCAGAUCUUAAGCAACGUAUUGCCGAAUUAACUCAAAUCAAAGAACAACAUUUGCACAUGCUUAUGGGCUUCCCCCCAAGGCCAUUGGAUGUGACACAAAAUGUACAGCAAACACUGCAAGCAGCGGGUAUCUGCAAUGGUGAAACACUGAUUGUUGAGGAGAAACAAGCCGAUGCAACGGUUGCACCCCCAGCAGCACCCAGUAUUGAAGACGAUGAAGCCUUGGCACGUCGCCUGCAAGAGGAAGAAGAAAACGAGCUUAGACAAUUGGUGGCGGCAGCCACAAACUCUUCCGACAGCGGUGGUGGUGCAGAACGCCUUACGGCUGCACCUAACGACGGUCUAGGCGUUGGUGGUGGUAGUUUAAAUGGUGUACUCCUAAAGAAAGUUGUACCUGCCGAUAACUCAUGCUUGUUUACCAGCAUACGCUUUGUACUGAAUGGAAAAAUAGACAAUGAAGGCAGUGAAAUGAUGCGUCACAUUAUUGCCCAGGAAGUGGCAGCAAAUACCCAGGAAUACAAUGAUGCUGUUUUGGGUAAAUCAAAUUCGGAAUAUUGUGCAUGGAUACAAAAGCCAGAUUCGUGGGGUGGCGCCAUCGAAGUAGCCAUUCUUUCCAAUUACUAUGGCAUUGAAAUUGAUGUGGUUGAUAUACAAAAUGCUAUCAUUAAUCGUUUUGGAGAAGAUAAAAAUUAUGGCCUAAGAGUAUUCUUGUUAUUCGAUGGCAUACACUAUGAUCCAUUGUAUUUGGAAACUGAGAGUGGUGUACCCGCUACAAUAUUUCCCAUUGAAGAGAUUGGUGUAUAUCAGCAGGCUGAGCAACUGGCGAAGGAAGCCAAAUCUUCUCGACAAUUCACAAAUGUUGAUAAAUUCUCCUUGCGUUGCUUACAGUGUGGCAUAGCUAUGGUGGGUCAAGUGCAGGCCACACAACAUGCCAAAACCACCGGUCAUACAAAUUUCGGAGAAAUAUAAUAUCCUCUAAUAUUGGGUGCCCUCUACAUGUUUGCCUUUUGCGUUUUUAUCUAUUAUCUAAUAACACAAUGGUUUAUGCCCAAUACAACGUUAUAACAUAUAAGAAAAUUCUCCUCUCCCUGACGCCCCAAUAUCAAUUCAAAAAAAGGACAACAGCAACAAGAUAACAAUAAACGAAAAAUAUCGUCGUCUUCUUGAAUUGUUA